AUGAAUACUUACAUAGGUGUUACUUCAACUCUCUCCACAUCGUCUUCAUCAGUUAUGAUCAAUUUGAAUUCAUCCGAGAUUUUAAUCAUAUCAGCAUGUGCUAAUCAAUAUUGGACUGGUAUUUAUUGUAACAUUUCUAAUCGACCUUGUGACACAGUCAAUCCAUGUCAAAAUAAUGGCAGUUGCUUAAACAGCAAUACUACUAUUAAUGAAUAUUUUUGUCAAUGUCCAGAAGGGUUUGACGGUUCAGAAUGUCAAAAUGAUCGACGACUAUGCAAGCCAAACAUAUGCUUAAACAAUGGUCAAUGUAAUGAGACAUCCAACGAAACAUUCGAAUGUUUAUGCCUAUACGGUUGGACGAAUGUUCAUUGUGAAAAUAAGAUUAACUAUUGCACGAAUAACACGUGUGAGAAUGGUGGCGUUUGUCGACCGUUAUUUCUAAACUAUACAUGUGAAUGUCUUGGAACAAGUUAUUCAGGUCGUUAUUGCGAAGUCGUCGACGGAAAAAUGGUUCUCCGUCAGAUGGCUGCCAGAUCGCUCGGUUACGUUGCCAUCAUAUUUCUAAUUGGUGCAGUGAUGUUUUUCAUUAUCAUGGACAUUUUGAAAUAUCUUCUUGGAAUUGAUGUAACAAAAAAUGAAUUGAUCGAAGCGAAGAAAACAAAUGAAACUAAACGUAGAGCACCUCGCCGGAAGCCUCGAGUGUUCCAAAAAUUUGAAUAUGUUAAUCCCAUAGCAGUUCUGGAAGAAUAA
Adineta ricciae is the source of this 750-nucleotide messenger RNA. NCBI's taxonomy places the organism in Eukaryota, Metazoa, Rotifera, Eurotatoria, Adinetida, Adinetidae. The record is from the annotation of a GenBank genome assembly.